Synchytrium microbalum is the source of this 987-nucleotide messenger RNA. RefSeq lists its product as uncharacterized. The record is from RefSeq and is a predicted model, not a curated record. The transcript has 5 exons. NCBI's taxonomy places the organism in Eukaryota, Fungi, Chytridiomycota, Chytridiomycetes, Synchytriales, Synchytriaceae. Bases 1 to 987 code for a protein of 328 amino acids.
AUGUCGAGACCACAUGUAUCUCAGGCCUCAACAAUCAUUCCGCCACCUGAAGCCAUCACUGAAUCACAAAACAAUCAAUACAACAAGUCUCGUACAAACACUGCUGCUACAAUGCAAUCUUACGGUCGACAAAGUAAUGGAACUCCUGUGCCUGCUGCCGCUGCUCCCCGUCAUCAUCACGAAAGGCCACAUAUAAAUAGUAAAACACUGUUGAAGAAGAUUGCCAUUGCUGCCGUAACGUUGUUUGUAGACUUGGGAUUGCCCAUCAUCCUAUACUUUAUACUCCGAGUGAAACUAGAUCCUGUCUAUGCUCUUUUAAUUGCUGGUAUUCCUCCUCUGCUGACUGUACUGGUCAAGUUGGCUAUAUUCAGGUCGUUUGAUAUGCUGGGCAUCAUGGCGUUCUUGGCCUUCACCAUAUCUGCAGUCAUAGCACUAGCAACAGGAGACGCCCGUAUUCUCCUCCUAGAAAAAUCAGUAGUAACAGCCGUCCUAGGCUCCGUAUUCCUCAUAACCCUCAUCCCAUUCCACUUUGACUACAAACGUAAAGGAGAAAAGAAACGAUUCUAUAUACGCCCGGCGAUACACUUUAUCGUCAUGGAAUUGAUACCCUUGGAAACCGCAGUCAUUUGUCCAGCUCGUGGAGCAAAACCUGCCAUUAUAUGGGACCGAUGGGAUAAACUAUAUACGACCAAUAAGAGAUAUGCUUUUGAUGUCCUUGUACUCACUAUAGUAUGGGGCAUUGUUCUCUUUAUUGAGUUUUUGGGGAGGCUGUUCAUGGUCUUGUCUCCCUUGGAUGUAGAUCAGGUGGUUGCCUAUGGUAACAUCUGGUUUGCAGUUGUGGCAGCCCUCGGUGCCCUAAUCACCGUCAUAUACUUAAUCCCAAUGUUGAAACGCUUCAAUCCCAGCUUGGACAAGUUGGAGGAUGACAUUGAAGAUGCUCGUGCCCAAGCAGGCUAUGUCGAAGAGGAGCUCGUUGAAAUCAAGUAA